Messenger RNA from Micromonas commoda, 1652 nucleotides. RefSeq lists its product with no specific name. Gene Ontology annotation, molecular function: translation initiation factor activity. Gene Ontology annotation, cellular component: cytoplasm; eukaryotic translation initiation factor 3 complex. The transcript is spliced from 2 exons. NCBI's taxonomy places the organism in Eukaryota, Viridiplantae, Chlorophyta, Mamiellophyceae, Mamiellales, Mamiellaceae. Gene Ontology annotation, biological process: translational initiation. Bases 1 to 1596 code for a protein of 531 amino acids. The record is from RefSeq and is a predicted model, not a curated record.
AUGGGAUUCAAGGUCCCCGAGUGCGUCGAAACCGACGCGUGGGGCCCACCCGUCGACUCCGUCGACGCGGACAGGGCCCUCACCUACGCUCCGUUCACCCGAUCGGACAAGUUCGGCCGAGCCGCCGACUGGAACAUGACGGGCUACGCCAAGUACGCCGGCAACCGCUACAACGCGGGCCAAGGCGGCGUGAGCACCGUCUUCAACUUCUUCGCCAACGACGAGGAAGAUUCCUUCUCCCUGGUCGACAACACCCCCGCGCCGCGCCAGCGCUACGGCGCGCGCGGCAAGUUCCAGAACCGCAACUUCCAGCGCAGGAACUGGAACCAGGCCACCGUGGAGGGCGGCGACAUGGGCAAGGGCGCCGAGCGCGAACGCGCGCGCCAGCAGCGCAUGCAGUCUAAGAAGCAGCAGCAGUGGAACACCUGGGCGCACAACCGCAACCGCGAGACGGUCACCUACUCCGGAUCCGUCGACAUUCGACCCGACUGGGACGUCGCCGAGCAGAUCAACCUCGUGCAGCUCACCAAGCUCCAAGCGCAAACCCUCCCGCCGCACGAGGAGCUCGUGCAGUGCGGCGCUUUGGGCGUCUUUGACAAGACGUACGAUCGCGUCACUCCCAAGCUGGACCGCGACUUGCAGAAGAGCAAGAAGAAAUCGUACAACCCGACCACGUCCGACGACCCCGUCAUGGCGACACUCAUGGAGAAAAAUGCGGGCACGGUGUACGCGACGGACGCGAUGGUGUCCGCGGUGAUGUGCGCGGCGAGGAGCGUGUACGGGUGGGAUCUCAUCGUCACCAAAAAAGACGGCGUUUUAGUCAUGGACAAGAGACCCGAGGGUUCCUUCGACCUGCUCACGGUGUCCGAGACGGCGCAGGACCCGAUCACGGACGACAAGGAGAACAUCAACGGCGUCCACAAGCUCAGCGAGGAGUCCACCGCGUGCAACUUUGACUAUGCGCAGCAGGUGCUCACCGAGGAGUGCGAAAACUUUGGCGCCGACGCGGAUCCUUUCGGCACCGGGGACGCCAACGCCGCCAAGGUUGGAUACCGCUACCGCAAGUGGGACGUGGGCGGCGGGGUCGUGCUCGUGUCGAGGCACGAGCUCAACGGCGUGACGGACAGCAAGGGCGCCAAGGCUCUCCUCUCCAUCAAGACGCUGAACGAGUUUGACUCCAAGAUCGCCGGCGUCGACUACCGCAAGCAGAUCGAGACGCAGCGCGGCGCGGUGAUCGCCACCGAGCUCAAAAACAACGCUAACAAGCUCGCCAAGUGGACUUGCGAGGCGCUCCUCGCGGGUGCGGAUCAGCUCAAGCUCGGCUUUGUCUCCCGAACCCACCCCAAGGAUCCGAACAACCACGCCAUCGUCAACACGCAGACGUACAAGCCCAAGGAUUUCGCGCAGCAGAUUAACCUCACCGAGGGCAACAUGUGGGGGGUGUUCAAGUCCGUGGUGGACAUGUGCAUGAAGAUGGAGGACGGCAAGUACCUCCUGGUGAAGGAUGCCAACAAGCCCAUCCUUCGAACGUACGUGGUUGGCGCGGAUGACUUCAACGACGAUUAUGCGUCCGAGCCCAUCGAGAGGAAGGAUUAAUUACGGACUGGGAGAGGUGGAGCGGCGUCGUUGUGAUACAAAAAUUGAACUUACCG